AUGGGAGCCGAAGAUCUUGUCGGUGUCAACAGUCUAGCGCAUUAUUCCGCUCUACCCGUCACACCGCGUCGCGCAUUAUUCACGGCGCGUGCCGUUUCUUCACCCGACGUCAGUUAUCUGGGAUACCGCCAUACCUCCUUACAUACGGAUCUGUUCAUUCCAGAGUCGAUUGUCGGUUUAUUAUGGAUAGUCAAUCAAAGCCCAGACAAGGGACUGGAUCAUGCCCCUAUCUCCAGAGACCGGCUCCCACAUUGUGUGGAUACAGAGCUUCUAGGCACCCACCCUGUCCGCGAGGAUUUUAGAGGAUUACCUUACAGCGAUGGUAAUUUUUGA
Molecule: messenger RNA, 333 nt
Organism: Penicillium malachiteum
Lineage: Eukaryota; Fungi; Ascomycota; Eurotiomycetes; Eurotiales; Aspergillaceae
Exons: 1
Coding region: 1-333 (110 amino acids)
Source: RefSeq, a predicted model, not a curated record